GCCCCGAGAGCUUAUUCAGCAUAUUAGAGACUGAAAGAGAUGUUAGCCUCCAGAUCGCGGGACAAACCCGAUAAAUGCGAAAAGCAGAAAUCAAAACACAACGAGGAAUCCACCGAGAUUCAGACCAUAGGACCACAUAACAGCCAUCGUCUCCAACAACCACACGGUGUCGCUCCAAAGAGCCACAAGAAAGGUCGCCAACGACAUGAUUUUAAAGGUCGCGAUGAGCUGUCUCAGCACAGGCAGCAGGAAUUAUGCAGGAUUCCAGUAACUCAUUUUGUCUAGACCAGGUACAGCCGCGCAGGGCUCGAAUUGUAGUG
Molecule: messenger RNA, 320 nt
Organism: Aspergillus ruber CBS 135680
Lineage: Eukaryota; Fungi; Ascomycota; Eurotiomycetes; Eurotiales; Aspergillaceae
Exons: 2
Coding region: 40-285 (81 amino acids)
Source: RefSeq, a predicted model, not a curated record